AGAAAAUUGACGAUGUAUACGAGCAGCUAUAUGAGGUCGCUUAGAAGCAGAGCACGGACGGAGAGUGUAUGAAGCUAUUUAGCUAUCGAACGGCGACAAGCUUGGGUCAAUAUUUGGAGCUGACUUGGCUGAGGCUCAAGUCGGACACAUGAUGUAGAUGGCGAAUCGCGGAGACACGAGGGCGUUAAUCCACUACUUCUUCAGCGCUCUCGAGAAAAUAUACAUGGAGGGAUCGUGCGGCUUGCCUGCAUUUACCUUCACCACGGUUAUCGUUCUCGUCUAUGGACUCGCAUCGACGGCGAUGACAUACACCAAACCGCUUUAAAGAACGCUGCUCGACUGCACCUGACGAAGAACGCCGAUCUCGAGAGGCUCCUCUACGGUGCCAAAGAAGAACUUGAUAUCGCUCUGCUAAGAAAUAGACAGACAUCUUAGUCUACCCCGGGGUGAUUCACCUUGUCGCACUCCUCGUCGCGCGUGUGUUCAUUGGCC
Messenger RNA from Dissoconium aciculare CBS 342.82, 492 nucleotides. RefSeq lists its product as uncharacterized. NCBI's taxonomy places the organism in Eukaryota, Fungi, Ascomycota, Dothideomycetes, Mycosphaerellales, Dissoconiaceae. The record is from RefSeq and is a predicted model, not a curated record. Bases 158 to 325 code for a protein of 55 amino acids. The transcript has 3 exons.